AUGGAUAAAAGUUGGGUACAUUUUGAUCGCCGAAGUCCAGAUUAUGUUGCAGGGUUGAACUUAUUUGUAGAUGAAGCCCUUGCCAAGUCUAGUCGUAAAGAUAAGAUCAUAUGUCCUUGUAAAGAAUGUUGUAAUCGUUAUUUUGAAGAUAAGAUGACUGUGGUGGGACAUCUUCUUUGGCAUGGAAUGAACCCUUUAUACAUGAAUGCUCGAUGGACACAUCAUGGUGAGCCUUACGUUGAAUCAACAAAUGUCAUAGAAAUGGAUGUUGCUGAAGGAGGAGAUGUAGGUGAAAUGCAUGAUUUCCUUAAUGAGACAUUUGUGGAACCAAAUAUUGGUGAGAACGUAGGGUCAUCGAGGCAACCUGUUUUUGAUGGUCGAACACCCGAGGCAGAGCGAUUUUUUAAGUUACUUGAACAAGCUGAUAAGGAGUUGUAUCCAGGAUGCAAGAAGUAUAAAAAAUUGGAUGCCGUCGUAAAAUUGUACCAGAUCAAGUGUUUGGGAAAUGUGACUAACAAGGCUUUUGAUAUGUUUUUAGAGCUUUUUAAAGAUAUGUUGCCUGAGGGAAAUUGUUUGCCACGGUCUAUUUCACAAGCUAAAAAGAUUAUUUAUGAUUUGGGCCUUACUUAUGAGAAGAUUGAUGCUUUCCCUAACGACUGCAUGUUGUUUUGGAAAGAGACAGCAAACUUAACUGUGUGCUCUACAUGUGGUGUGUCAAGAUACAAAGUGAAAAAAGUAACAAGAGUUGGUGAUAGUUCAACGGAGGAUAAUUCUAGUAAGAAAGUAUCAGCUAAGAUUCUCCGGUAUUUUCCACUAACACCAAGGUUGAAAAGGUUGUAUAUGUCAAAACAUACUACAGAAUAUAUAAGAUGGCAUGCUACCGAAUGCCCUAAAGAUGGAUUUAUGAGACACCCGUCAGAUUCUCCAGCUUGGAAGCAUUUAUAUUCGUUGUACCCAAAUUUUGCAUUUGAAAUUCAAAAUGUAAGAUUGGGUUUGGCAAGCGACGGGUUCAAUCCUUUUGCACAUAUGAGUAGUGAUCAUAGCACUUGGCCCGUUGUAAUUUCUGUUUACAAUCUGCCUCCGUGGAUGUGCAUGAAGCAACCCUUCUUGUUUCUUUCUUUACUUAUUACAGACCCUAAUGCACCUGGAAAUGAUAUUGACGUGUACUUGAAACCUUUAAUUGAUGAGCUAAAGGAGUCAUGGGAGGUUGGUGCCAACACUUACGAUGUGUUUUCCAAUCAGUCAUUCAACAUGAAAGCUGCUGUGUUGUGGACAAUAAAUGAUUUUCCUGCAUAUGAGAAUCUUUCGGGAUGGAGCACGAAGGGGAAGCUUGCAUGUCCUCAAUGUCAUCAUCAAACAAUAUCCAAACGCUUGCCUAAUUGUAAAAAACAAUGUUAUUUGGGUAAUCGUAGAUUUUUGCCCAUAACGCAUAGAUUUCGAAAUGAUGGAGCUUCAUUUGAUGGCAAAUGCGAGAGGGGUCAAGCACCAAAGAUGUUGACCGGGGCCUAA
Asparagus officinalis (garden asparagus) is the source of this 1509-nucleotide messenger RNA. RefSeq lists its product as uncharacterized. Lineage: Eukaryota; Viridiplantae; Streptophyta; Magnoliopsida; Asparagales; Asparagaceae. Bases 1 to 1509 code for a protein of 502 amino acids. The record is from RefSeq and is a predicted model, not a curated record. The transcript has a single exon.